UAAAACUCCAAAAGAAGAAGAUGAACCGGAACUGUCGGAAGUUACUGUUCGCUCGACCUCGGUUCUGUACAUACAUGGAAACGGAUACGACGUUGGACUCGUUUCUUCUUACUCGUUUACUCCUGUGUUUUCAACAAUUUUAAAGUCUUUGACCUCGUCUGCAGCAUGUCUUCGGUCUCUGCGGGGUUUCAGAGCAGCAAGCAGGACUUCAGCUUCGGGCCCUGGACCUUCACUUCCGCCAAGACCCACAUCAUGAAGUCCAAAGACAUCGAGAGGUUAGCAGAGAACAUGAACAUGCCGGCUCUCCCAGAGAUGCUGUUCGGAGACAAUGUGCUGCGCAUUCAGCACACCGACGGUUUCGGAAUCGAAUUCAACGCCAUCGACGCUCUCAAGCGUGUCAAUAACAUGCAGGACUCUGUGAAAGUGGCAUGUGCACUGGAGUGGCAGCAAAGCAGGGCCGAGACGGAGGCGUCUAAAGAGGUGGUGAAGCGCUACGACUGGACCUACACCACCGAUUACAGGGGGACUUUACUGGGAGAGCACCUGCAGAUCCAGGUGAAGCCCACCAGCGAGCGCAUCGACAUGGAGAAGCUGAGAGCGCGAGAACAGAUCAAGUUCUUCGAGGACGUGCUGCUGUUCGAGGACGAGCUGCACGAUCACGGCGUGUCCAUGAUCAGCGUGAAGAUUAGAGUGAUGCCCACCAGCUUCUUCCUCCUGCUGCGGUUCUUCCUGCGAGUGGACGGAGUGCUGAUCAGGAUAAACGACACGCGUCUUUUUCACGAGGCUGGAAAAAACUACAUGCUUCGAGAAUUCAGCACACGUGAAUGUAAGAUGUCAGACCUCCAGCACAUGCCUCCAGCCGUUUACACGGACCCCAAUGAAAUCGCCCCGCACCUGCCUCUGAAGCUCAUCGAGUGUGAGAAACUGGAGUUUCCAGAGAGAACGACGCCAGCAGAAUCAUCAGAGCAGAGCGCGCACUAGAGACUCGAACCCGGAGCCGUGGAGCUGUCCUUCUACAGACACUAAAUCUGAACUCUGUGCAUUUCUGAAUGUGUGCUUUGUAAUGUGAUGCUUGUUUGAUUGGGGAGGAUUGCAUUAAAAUCCUUUCUGCUGGAUUCAGAA
Carassius carassius (crucian carp) is the source of this 1122-nucleotide messenger RNA. RefSeq names its product TIP41, TOR signaling pathway regulator-like (S. cerevisiae) (gene tiprl). The transcript is spliced from 8 exons. Gene Ontology annotation, biological process: TOR signaling. Gene Ontology annotation, cellular component: cytosol. The coding region runs from base 166 to 981 and encodes 271 amino acids. NCBI's taxonomy places the organism in Eukaryota, Metazoa, Chordata, Actinopteri, Cypriniformes, Cyprinidae. The record is from RefSeq and is a predicted model, not a curated record.